AUGGGCAGACGUGGAAACGGCCCCAAAAAUAACAAGCAAAAAUUAGCGCCUGAAAAGGAGCGGUUUAUCCAAUGUUGUUCGGACAUCACACUUGAACUGACAAGCUCUUUGACGUCAGGAACUUCACGCGAAAUCAACUUGAAUGGGCUCAUCACCAAAUACUCUAAAAAAUAUAAGUUGAAGCAACAGCCUCGUUUGACCGAUGUGAUUAACUCGAUUCCAGACCAACAUAAGAAAUAUCUGCUGCCGAAGCUGAAGGCCAAGCCCGUCAGAACCGCCUCUGGUAUCGCUGUUGUGGCUGUAAUGUGUAAACCACAUCGCUGUCCGCACAUUGCUUAUACCGGUAACAUUUGUGUUUACUGUCCCGGUGGACCAGACUCGGAUUUCGAGUACUCGACACAGUCCUACACAGGUUAUGAGCCAACAUCCAUGCGUGCUAUCAGAGCACGUUACGACCCUUACGAACAAGCCAGAGGCCGUGUAGAGCAGCUGAAACAACUGGGCCACUCCAUAGACAAAGUUGAGUACAUUAUCAUGGGAGGUACUUUCAUGUCAUUGCCCAAGGAUUACCGUGAGGACUUUAUUGUCAAGCUGCAUAACGCCUUGUCUGGCUUCAACGGGAAUGACAUAGAUGAAGCAAUCCAAUACUCGCAGCAGAGUUUAAUGAAAUGUGUCGGUAUCACUAUAGAGACAAGACCCGACUAUUGCACACGGACUCAUCUGGACGAUAUGUUAAAAUACGGAUGCACCAGACUGGAAAUUGGCGUUCAAUCGCUUUAUGAGGAUGUGGCUAGAGAUACUAAUCGUGGGCACACUAUUCGAUCCGUGGCAGAGACGUUCUGUGUGGCCAAAGAUGCGGGUUAUAAGAUCGUUUCGCACAUGAUGCCGGAUUUACCCAAUGUUGGUAUGGAAAGAGAUAUCGAGCAGUUCAAGGAAUAUUUCGAGAAUCCUGCGUUCCGUACCGAUGGCCUUAAAAUAUACCCAACUUUGGUCAUCAGAGGUACAGGUCUUUACGAACUUUGGAAAACAGGUCGUUACAAGUCAUAUAACGCCAACGCUCUUGUUGAUUUGGUGGCUCGAAUUAUGGCUCUUGUGCCCCCAUGGACAAGAAUAUACCGUGUACAGAGAGAUAUCCCGAUGCCCUUGGUCACGUCUGGUGUAGACAAUGGUAAUUUGAGAGAACUUGCCUUGGCCAGAAUGAAGGACUUUGGUACCACCUGUCGUGAUGUUCGUACCAGGGAGGUCGGAAUCCAGGAAGUUCAUCACAAGGUGCAGCCAGACCAAGUAGAGCUUAUCAGGAGAGACUAUGCCGCGAAUGGAGGCUGGGAAACAUUUUUGUCUUAUGAAGAUCCAAAACAAGAUAUUCUGAUUGGUCUGCUACGACUAAGGAAAGCAUCGAAGAAAUAUACAUACAGGGAAGAGUUUAAGUCGCAAAGGACCUCGAUCGUUAGAGAACUUCACGUGUAUGGUUCUGUUGUACCACUGCACUCAAGGGACCCACGCAAGUUUCAACAUCAAGGCUUUGGCACUUUAUUAAUGGAAGAGGCUGCGAGAAUAGCCAAAGAGGAGCAUGGUUCAGAGAAAAUCUCGGUGAUAUCUGGCGUCGGUGUUAGAAACUAUUACGCUAAACUGGGCUACGAACUUGACGGACCAUACAUGUCCAAGAAACUAUAA
Messenger RNA from Lachancea lanzarotensis, 1674 nucleotides. RefSeq names its product LALA0S04e03004g1_1 (gene ELP3). The record is from RefSeq and is a predicted model, not a curated record. Gene Ontology annotation, molecular function: acyltransferase activity, transferring groups other than amino-acyl groups; iron-sulfur cluster binding. Gene Ontology annotation, cellular component: elongator holoenzyme complex; cytoplasm; nucleus. Lineage: Eukaryota; Fungi; Ascomycota; Saccharomycetes; Saccharomycetales; Saccharomycetaceae. The transcript has a single exon. The coding region runs from base 1 to 1674 and encodes 557 amino acids. Gene Ontology annotation, biological process: tRNA wobble base 5-methoxycarbonylmethyl-2-thiouridinylation.